Molecule: messenger RNA, 192 nt
Organism: Paramecium sonneborni
Lineage: Eukaryota; Ciliophora; Oligohymenophorea; Peniculida; Parameciidae
Source: the annotation of a GenBank genome assembly
AUGAUUUUUUUGAUUACAGAGAUAUAUUAGAAGAUUAAUUUGAAUAGUUUAAUUAAUUUAUGUGUAGAUUUAAUCAAGGUUUAAUGUUAUGAAAAGAAACUAAAUCUCAACAUAGAAUUGCCAUCUGAAACUAUAAUAGUUAUAGGAGAUAAGAUUAGAUUCUAUAAUAGAUAUUAAUAUGCCUUAUUAUGA